GAGUGAAGGGUCCUCCUCCACUUCUUCCUUCCCUCCCUCUCUUUGGCAGUAGGCCUGCAACAUGGCUUCCCUUUCUUGCUCCCCCUCCACAAUGAGAUUCCCCACAACCAUCCUCCAAGUGUCCUAGAAACCCCUCUUCCUCUCUCCUCUUCAUCCAAAGAUUGGCCCUUUUUCCCUUUCUACCAUCCUUUUUUCCUCCCAUUUACUCAUCCUCCCCUUUCAGCUUCUGCUGUUUCGGCGUAGUGAAUAACAAGAACGAUGAGCCAUUCUGGCAUUCGAGGUAACCGUGCAGGAUCGAUACAAUCGGAGGAAUCAGCCUUGGAUAUGGAGCGAACUAUUUGUAGUCAUGCAAACCAUCCUUCUUCCAGUGCAUCAUUACAACCAAUCACUUCAAGCGGUCAGCAUUCUGAAAACAAUGCUGCGUAUUUCUCAUGGCCUACUUCUACUCUAUUGCACGGUGCUGCUGAAGGCCGAGCUAAUUACUUCGGAAACCUUCAGAAGGGUGUCCUGCCAGGUCGUCUUGACGAGUUGCCGAGCGGGCAACAGGCCACCACAUUGCUCGACUUGAUGACAAUAAGAGCAUUUCACAGCAAGAUCUUGCGUCGUUACAGUCUUGGUACUGCAAUUGGCUUUCGUAUUCGGAAGGGCAAAUUAACAGACAUACCGGCAAUUCUAGUUUUUGUUGCUCGAAAAGUACAUAGACAAUGGCUCAACCAGAUUCAGUGCCUGCCCACUGCCCUUGAGGGACCAGGGGGUGUGUGGUGUGACGUAGACGUUGUGGAAUUCUCCUAUUAUGGUGCACCGGCGGCAACUCCGAAAGAGCAAUUCUACACUGAGCUUGUGGAUGGGUUGCGUGGUAGUGAUCCAUGUAUUGGUUCUGGUUCUCAGGUGGCAAGCCUCGAGACAUAUGGAACAUUAGGUGCAAUAGUGAAGAGCCGAACUGGCAGCAAGCAAGUUGGUUUUCUAACAAACAGGCAUGUGGCUGUUGAUUUGGAUUAUCCAAACCAAAAGAUGUUUCAUCCACUGCCACCUAACCUUGGUCCUGGUGUCUACUUGGGUGCUGUCGAGAGAGCAACAUCCUUUAUAACAGAUGAUCUUUGGUAUGGAAUAUUUGCUGGAACAAACCCAGAGACAUUUGUGCGAGCUGACGGGGCAUUCAUUCCAUUUGCUGACGACCUUGACUUAUCGAAAAUCACCACUUUGGUGAGGGGGGUUGGCGAGAUUGGAGAUGUAAAGAUGAUAGACCUGCAAUCUCCAAUAGGUAGCCUCAUGGGAAAACAAGUGGUGAAGGUUGGAAGGAGCUCUGGCUUGACAACCGGGACUGUCAUGGCCUAUGCUCUCGAAUACAAUGAUGAGAAAGGAAUAUGUUUCUUCACUGAUUAUCUUGUUGUGGGUGAGAACCAACAAACUUUCGAUCUUGAAGGUGAUAGUGGGAGUCUCAUCAUUUUGACAGGACAGGACGACGAGAAACCUCGUCCUAUUGGAAUCAUAUGGGGCGGAACCGCUAAUCGAGGAAGAUUGAAGCUUAAAUCAGGCCAAGAUCCUGAGAACUGGACUAGUGGAGUUGAUCUUGGCCGGCUUCUUGAUCUUUUGGAACUUGAUCUCAUAACAACAAAUGCAGGACUCGAAGAAGCUUUGCAGGAGCAAAGAAUGGCCUUAGCCGGAGUUGAUUCUAUGGUUGGGGAUUCAUCUCCAACGGUGGCGAAUCUCCCAAAGGAGAAGACCGAAGAAGUUUAUGAACCACUUGGUCUUAACCUCCUGCCAUUACCCAUUGAUGAUAAUCCCGUCCAGGAAGUGAAUCCUCCUUCUAUUGAUUUCGACUUUAAAGUAGAUACUCUUGAUGUUGCAACUGCUGUUGAAGAGCAUCAGUUUAUUGUGAACCUCAAUUAUUCGCCUGCUCAUCCAAACCAAGAUGAUAUCUCAGAAUCAAGAUCUCUCUCUGCUUUCAGAGGUUCACCAGAUGAAGACCUCUGUGUUUCUUUACAUUUGGGUGAUCGCGAGGCUAAAAGACAGCGGUCUGAGCCCGUGCUCGGUGUCAAUUCUCCUCCAAAAUGAUCCAUUGGUUUACAGACAUGUUCAGCAUACCGGCCUAUCAAAGAGCUCAUGCUUCCAAACCCAAAAAAUUCUCAUGGAUUACUAGUUCAGUUUGGAGUUCUGGUUAUCAUGGAGCUUCAUAUAUUAUGCAAGUAGGAUUCUGAAGACGCCGACGACGCAAACAUUUAGCCAUCCAAACAGUCAUUUGUCCUGCAAUUUUGCAUGUUUCAAACAAUGAUUUACUUAGCUUCAAUCUAAAGCUCCAUGUCCAUAAGUUUUUAAUUA
Messenger RNA from Dioscorea cayenensis subsp. rotundata (Guinea yam), 2319 nucleotides. RefSeq names its product protein NARROW LEAF 1-like. NCBI's taxonomy places the organism in Eukaryota, Viridiplantae, Streptophyta, Magnoliopsida, Dioscoreales, Dioscoreaceae. The coding region runs from base 259 to 2055 and encodes 598 amino acids. The transcript has 6 exons. The record is from RefSeq and is a predicted model, not a curated record.